AUGACCAAGAGAGGUGAUGGCCGUCUCAUGGUACCUGAUUCCGGCUUUCGUUCGGAGAAUCAUGAUCCACUUAGGGUCAUUCAGUUGAGGUGCAUGAUUGUCCGCCAGCAGGAUCUAGCCUGUGACUCGACCGCUUUGUCACUGGCGAAGACUUUCGUUUCGUCUUCGCCUUGGGCUCCAACAAUGACGCGCUCAUGGGGAUAUAUCCACGGGACCCAUAUCAACCAGCUCCAAAUCCUUCCAACUCUCCACCGGCUCAAGCAGCACCAUGAUGACCAUUUCCGCGACGUUGUGGGCACUUGGGCGUCUCAUCAAGCAAGUGACGACGAGAUCCGUCGACGACACCGCCCGGCUGGUAGACUUGGCCAACGCACUACUAGCCAGAGUCCAGGAGACGAUGUCCAGGUGAAGGCUGUGGUCACCCUCGCCGAAGAGCGUCAAAAGCAAAUCAACAAACUCAGAUACAAUAGCGACGGCGAACAAUACUGA
Parastagonospora nodorum SN15 is the source of this 489-nucleotide messenger RNA. RefSeq lists its product as hypothetical. Bases 1 to 489 code for a protein of 162 amino acids. The transcript has 3 exons. NCBI's taxonomy places the organism in Eukaryota, Fungi, Ascomycota, Dothideomycetes, Pleosporales, Phaeosphaeriaceae. The record is from RefSeq and is a predicted model, not a curated record.